Messenger RNA from Vespa crabro (European hornet), 1612 nucleotides. Its product is annotated as transmembrane protein 53-B. The record is from RefSeq and is a predicted model, not a curated record. Gene Ontology annotation, molecular function: serine hydrolase activity. Bases 342 to 1298 code for a protein of 318 amino acids. The transcript is spliced from 6 exons. NCBI's taxonomy places the organism in Eukaryota, Metazoa, Arthropoda, Insecta, Hymenoptera, Vespidae.
AUAAAAAGUUUGCAAAAAAAUAAAGUCAAGUAUCAAAGGCAAAGAUCAGACCGAUAUAUUUAAUAUCCAUUUAGAAAAGAUUUUUAAUAGAAAAUAAUAAUCUAUUAAUAUAUCAAGUGCAAAAAUUAUGGUGCAUUGACAUAUGAGCAUGCGCGAUCCUGUUUGUAGCUUAUUUAUCGUGUUGUUAAUUAUAUAUAGUACAGUCUUGACACGCAACUAUAGACAUUAUAUCCACACAGUUACUGUCAUAUUUAGUAUGCGUCAAAGGUUUGUAGAAGGUAGUCUGUCUUAAUGCUUCUUCGUCGAUUGAAUUGCAUCUCGUAUUGGAAUAAAUUUUUGUCAUGAUGAUACAAGCAAAAAUAAUGUCUUCCUUUUUAUGGAAAAGAUUUAAUUAUUGUUUACAACCAAGACAAUUAAUGAAUAGACAAAAUAUGGCUAUUAUGCUAAUAACUCCUAGAUUAUUGUCCACUUGUGAGAUUACUAAGAAUAUAAAAUUUAUCUCCCAUGAUAAUGACAUUAGAAUAUCAAAAUAUACAGUGAAAACUUCUAAUUCAUCAGAAAAACGACCUUUGCUAGUUUUGAUUUGUUGGCUUCUAGCUAAAGAGAAACACUAUAUGAAAUUUACUGAUUUGUAUUUACAACACGGAUUUGAUGUUACGAUAGUAACUAUCACUCCAUGGCAGCUUAUGUGGCCUGAAAAAGGAUCCAGAAUAAUUGCAGCAGAUUUGUUGACAUUCUUAGAAGAAAAUCAGGAUUAUCAACAAAUUAUGCUGCAUGGAUUUUCUGUGGGUGGCUAUUUAUGGGGCGAAGUUUUAACUUAUGUACAUAGCAAUCGUGAAAAAUAUAAUAAUGUUAUUGAUAGAAUUAUUGGUCAUGUAUGGGAUAGUGCUGCAGAUAUUAGUGAAUUUGUUAUAGGCACGCCACGUGCUAUAUUUCCUAAUAAUCCUUUGUUGCAAUCUAUAAUACAAAAAUAUUUAAUCUAUCAUAUGAAAGCAUUUUACAAGCAAUCUACACAGUAUUACCUUCGCUCUAGUCAGAUGUUUCAUACAAAUUUAAUACGGAGUCCAGCACUUUUUCUUGUAAGUAAUGUAGAUCCUGUGGGACCAGUAAGUAGUAAUAUGAGGGUAAGAGAUUCAUGGGAUUCCUUAGGUGUAAAGACUUAUGUCAAAAUAUUUGAUGGAUCACCCCAUGUAGGACAUUAUCAGAAAUAUCCAAAAGAAUAUAAAGCAGAACUUCAUGCAUUUUUAGGGAUGUUAAACUUAAUCAAAAAUAAAGGUAAAAUUACAGCCCAAGGCUAAACUGAAAUAGAUUAUUGAAUAUUAAUAUUAUUAAUAUCUUUAUAUUCAUCUAUGUCUAUAUGAUAUAUACCAUCAAUUGUUAUUUAGUAUCCAUAUAUACAAUUUACUAAUAUUAUUUUUGCUAUGUCACUUUAAAAAUCAAUCAAUUUAAUAGAUAAUCAAUCUAAUAUAUAAAAAUUCUUACUUUUUAAAAAUAAGAAGUAUAUAUAAUCUCAUUAAUAGAAUAUAUUGUGUAUCGUCUAUAGAGAGUAAAAUGAUCAUAAUUACUUAAGGCGAAAGGAUACAUUAAAAUAAUAAGUAUUUCCGAGACUGAA